CGUAGUGCUCGAGGGUGCUGCUGAAGAAGAGGCUGAAGAGCCAGACGCUACUAUAUGUUCUACACUAAGCGAGGAGACCAGCAACCACGGAGAGAGCCACGGUCAAUCAGGGGAUAAAAAUGAAGAGAAGCAGCUGGAAAGCUUAAACAGCUACAAGGUAUCACCAAGUUCACCAAACAGUUUGGAGGAAGCAGACUUGUCCUCCAUUGACGCCAUGAUGUCAGCAGUGAUGAAUGUGGGGAAGAUUGCUGAAAAUGGCGGGAACUCUCAAACUGUCAAAUCCCCCUCAAAGUCUCCUGCACCGAAUCGGAUUGGCAGGAGGAACCAGGAAACAAAAGAAGAGAAGUCUUCCUAUACCUGUCCUCUGUGUGAAAAGAUUUGCACUACACAGCACCAGCUAACUAUGCACAUUCGUCAGCAUAACACUGACACUGGAGGAACAGACCAUUCCUGCAGCAUCUGUGGAAAGUCUCUGAGCUCAGCGAGCUCCCUUGAUCGCCACAUGCUGGUGCACUCAGGUGAAAGGCCUUAUAAAUGUUCAGUAUGUGGACAGUCCUUCACCACCAAUGGAAACAUGCACAGGCACAUGAAGAUUCACGAGAAGGAUCCGAACAGCACAGUGAGCACGACUCCCCCGUCGCCGCUGAAGCGCAGGCGAUUUUCUUCGAAACGGAAGUUUAGUCACGAUGCUGAGAUAGACAGAGAGGAGAGAACACCUGCAAAAAAGGUUGUCGAGGAUGGUCACUCUGGUGAAGGGGAUAAGAAGGCUGAGGAGGAAGCUUAUCAUUGUCCAGUGUGUUUCAAAGAGUUUUUUUGCAAGUAUGGGCUGGAGUCCCACAUGGACACACAUCCAGAUAAUUCUCUGAGGUGUGACAUCUGUUGUAUCACCUUUCGUACUCACCGGGGCUUACUGCGCCAUAAUGCAGUUAUCCACAAGCAGCUUCCCAGAGAUCCCAUGGGAAAGCCUUUCAUUCAGAACAACCCGUCGAUACCAGCAGGCUUCCACGACUUGGGAUUCACGGACUUUUCCUGCAGGAAGUUCCCCCGCAUAUCUCAGGUCUGGUGUGAAACGAAUUUGCGAAGGUGCAUCAGCGACUUCCAUCGAUUCAUUUGCGAGACGUGUAACAAGGCAUUCCCCAUGCUUUCGGCGCUCAAACUGCACAGAGAAACCCAUGUGAUGGAUCAGGGAAAAGACAAGCACAAGCCACAGUCCACCGCCCCACCUGGCGAGAACCUAGACCAGAAAGCCUUCAUGGCAUCCUUGGGCCUCCAGUACACCAAAGACAUCAAGCCUGUCAAGCAGGAGGGCAAUACACAGGACGAGGUCCAAGAAAUGCAGCUCAGAGCACUGAAGAGUAACCUACCUCAGGAACCCGGCAGCACCGGUCUGCUCAGCCUCUCCCCUCUGGAAGCUGCCUCCAUGGGAGGGUCAUUUUCAGUCCUUCCCCCCACAAAAGAAAACAUAAAGCUCCUCUCACUGCAGCCUUUCCAGAAGGGUUUUAUCAUCCAGCCUGACAGCAGUAUUGUGGUAAAACCCAUCUCCAAUGAGUCUGCCAUUGAGCUGGCAGACAUUCAGCAGAUCUUGAAGAUGGCUUCUUCCGCUCCGCCUCAGAUCAGUCUUCCUCCACUUUCUAAGGCACCUUCUGUCCCUGUGCAGUCCAUUUUCAAGCAUAUGCCACCGCUGAAGCCAAAGCCUUUGGUAACACCCCGAACGGUCGUUGCGACCUCUACGCCUCCUCCUCUUAUCAGUGCCCAGCAAGCCUCCCCUGGCUGCAUCAGCCCCAGCCUCCCGCCUCCCCCCCUGAGGCUGAUCAAGAACUCGGUGGAGUCCUCCUCCAACUCUCACCUCCCCCAGCCAGGAGCCAAAUCGAGUCCUUCCUCACAGCUGCUCCUCCAACCCAAAGUAGAGCCUUUAACUCAGCACGAGAUGAAGACGCAGCUGGAGCAGGACAGCAUCAUCGAAGCUCUCCUGCCUCUGAGCAUGGAAGCUAAGAUCAAGCAAGAGGUGACGGAAGGGGACCUCAAAGCCAUCAUCGCAGGGGCGGCAAACAAGAAAGCCCCAACCAUGAGGAAAGUUUUGUACCCCUGCCGUUUCUGUGACCAGGUGUUUGCCUUCUCCGGUGUCCUGAGAGCUCACAUACGUUCUCACUUGGGUAUUUCCCCAUACCAGUGCAACAUCUGUGACUACAUCGCAGCCGACAAGGCGGCACUGAUCCGGCACCUGCGGACGCACAGUGGGGAGAGGCCUUACAUCUGUAAAAUCUGCCACUACCCCUUCACAGUGAAAGCCAAUUGCGAGAGGCACCUGCGAAAGAAGCACCUCAAAGUGACCAGGAAGGAUAUAGAGAAGAACAUCGAAUAUGUCACCAGCAACGCCGCAGAGAUGGUGGAUGCCUUCUGCUCCCCGGACACUGUGUGCAAGCUGUGUGGUGAGGACCUGAAGCACUACCGGGCCCUCCGCAUUCACAUGAGGACGCACAGCGGCUGCCAGAAGAAGAAGCCGUUCGAGUGCAAGGAGUGUGGCACAGCCUUUUCAGCCAAGAGAAAUUGCAUUCACCAUAUCCUCAAGCAGCACUUGCACGUGCAGGAAAGAGAGAUUGAGAAUUACAUCCUAGCAGUGGACUGCAGCACCCAGGAAGGCCAGACAGACCCUUCUUUACUGGAAGACAGCACUUACAUGGACCGCAAGUCCAUGACGCCUUUCCUGGAGCCACAGAAUGGCUUCUUGCUUGGGACGCCGUCUCACGUUCCCAUCAAACUUGAACCUGCAGGCAACUUCCCGAUGGAUUUUGAUGAGCCGUUGGAUUUCUCUCAGAAGAACAAAAACCUGAGUGCCGUGCAAGUGAAGCAGGAAAACCUGUUUGGCUCUUCUCCCCUGUCCCUCUACGACUGUUCCAUGGAGCCCAUUGACUUGUCCAUCCCCAAAGCCCUGAAGAAGGAUAAAGAUGAUCUCCUAUGUGAAGCCAGGAGUCAAGAGCUGGUGGCUUCGGGGAAUGGUAAAAAAGCCUAUAACUGUCUGCAGUGUCCUUUGGUUUUUGGUGCCAGUGGGAACUCAGAGCAAAACAGAGCUGUUAGACAUCCCCAGCCACUGAAAGGUUCGUUACAUUUGACUGUCCCGAUCAUUUCCCCGUCUCUCCUUGGCAAUUCUGCCUUGCUGAGACCCUUGAGGCCUAAGCCACCACCGCCACCUCUCUUGCCAAAGCCUCCAGUAACUAAAGAGCUGCCACCGUUGGCUUCUAUUGCUCAGAUCAUUUCAUCUGUGUCUUCUGCUCCCGCUUUGCUGAAAACGGAGGCUGCAGACGCCAGUCCCACAGCAGUGAGCAGCUCCACUGGCUGCGAGAAAUCAGGGAACGCCAAAGCAAAAGUGACAAUCGUGACCGCCGUUCAGAGAGACUCCAGCCUGCCCGCUGACCUGACGCAGGCCUGUGACCCAGAGCAGUCUCCCGUUGCCGAUGCUGGGUUGACUAAGAAAAGAGGUAGAAAGAAAGGAACGAAAAAUAAGCCUAAACUUAGCUGUGGUGUGGAUCUGGAGUCAAGUGGGGAGUUUGCCAGCAUAGAGAAAAUGCUGGCUACCACAGACACUAAUAAGUUCAGCCCUUUUCUGCAGUCCACUGACAAUUUCAAGGAAGAAAGCGGCAGAAAUGGAACAAGUGAGGAUGGGAAAGAAACUGCUGAAGAUAAGCUGCUGAGACGGAAGAGGAAAGCUUACUCGGAUUGCCUGCAAAAUAUCCCCUGUCCUUACUGUCCUCAAGUCUUUCCAUGGGAAAAUUCCCUGCAGCAGCACAUGCUCACUCACACAG
Molecule: messenger RNA, 3800 nt
Organism: Eurypyga helias (sunbittern)
Lineage: Eukaryota; Metazoa; Chordata; Aves; Eurypygiformes; Eurypygidae
Gene: RREB1
Product: ras responsive element binding protein 1
Exons: 8
Biological process (GO): regulation of transcription by RNA polymerase II
Cellular component (GO): nucleus
Molecular function (GO): DNA-binding transcription activator activity, RNA polymerase II-specific; RNA polymerase II cis-regulatory region sequence-specific DNA binding
Source: RefSeq, a predicted model, not a curated record